CUCGCUUCUCCCAGUUCUGCAUCUCUCUCUCUCUCUCUCUCUCUCUCUCUCCCUCUCUCCCUCUCCAGUUCCCCUGCCUCCUAUGCGCUAAAGGAGAAGCAGAAAAAUAAAGCAAACCAAGAAGAGGAGCCAAGUCACCUGCGGGAAAUCUCUCUGGACACGCGAUACAGACACAGAGAGCACCGAAGAAGAGGAGAAGAAGAGAAGAGCCUCUCUGGCUUUCAUUUCUUUCGUCAUAGGAAAAAGCAACAAUGCCUGCUCAGAAGCGUUCCUCGGAAAAUCUCGAAGAGGAAUCCCAGCAACGCCAUCACCACCACCACAGCAACAACAACACACAAGCAGCAGCAGCAGAAGAAGAAGAAGAAGAAGAAGAAGAAGGAGAGGAUUCCGAUGGAAGCCCUUCGUCUAGUGGCGGAGAUGAAACCGAAUUUGUAUUGGUGAGAUUGUCAGACAUACGCAAAGAAGUGCAAUGUCCAAUAUGCCUAGGUAUCAUUCGGAAAACAAGAACUGUAAUGGAAUGCCUACAUCGCUUUUGCAGGGAAUGCAUUGACAAAUCAAUGCGACUGGGGAACAAUGAAUGUCCUGCUUGCCGGACACAUUGUGCAAGUCGGCGUUCUUUGAGGGACGAUCCAAACUAUGAUUCUCUAAUUGCUGCAUUAUAUCCAGAUAUUGAUAAGUAUGAGGAGGAGGAACUGGCUUUCCAUGAAGAGGAGAGGAAUCGGAAUAAGCAGAUCCAAGCAUCCAUUGCUCAGACAUUAAAACGGCAAUCAGAAGCACUUGGUCGGAGACGCACUAAGUUUAGGAGAUCUCAUGGAAAUUAUCGGAGCUCUCAUCCAAGAGCGAGAAGAAGUGGUCGUGGUUUGGAAUUUCAAGGAUCUGAUGAUGAUGAUGAGACAAAUGGCAAUGAUGGAGGCAAAGAUUCAUCUUCUGAUGAGCACAUAGAGGUAAAACCUAAAAGAUGCAGGAGAUGGCCAGGACCAAGGUUCUCUCAGCCUUCUUCUGCAGCUGCCAAUGCAGAUGGAGGCUGUGAUGAAAAUGAUGAUUUGGAAGUGAGCAGAGAAAGCACAGGUGCAUCCCCUGGGUUGAUUGGAAAUACGGAAGUACUGGCUUGGGGCAAGGGUGGUGUGCGGAGUCACACACGAUAUGGUAGUGUUAGCGGUAAUAAUGGUAAGAAUGCUCGAAUUACCCGCUUAUCUAAGUUGGUAGAGCACCUGCGAAGCUUGGAUGAAAAGGAAGAUGAGUUGGAUGUACAUCUCACACUGAUCCCUUUGGACGAAGAAAGUAUACCGAGUUUGCAGCGACCAUACCUUUGCUGCCGACCUAGCUUGUCUAUUAGACACUUAUGCCAAUAUGUUGCUCUCCACACUGCAGUGCAAGCUGAAGACGUCCAAAUAUUGGUGGUAAAAGAGCCCCACUAUACAAACGCUGACCAGUGUGGGUCAUUGUUCAAUUCUUCAACCUCCAAGGAUGAUCAGAUUUUGAAGUCUCUUGUUAGUCUUUCCAAAGGUGAUCUUCAAUUGUUGGAAGAGCAAGACACCCUGGCAAAACUUCAAGCUAAAUUUACCUCCUGCCAAGCCCAACUGGUUCUGGCAUACCGGAAGAAGGAUGGUAGGUAGGAAACUAAAUGUGUCUGACUGUCAACUUAUUUGAGCAGAUGAUUACAUUCUUCAUACAGACUUGUAUAUAAGAUACUCACAAAAGGUGUCUCCUUGAUCUGGUUUCUGAUGAUGCAUUUUUCUUCCAACACUCUUAUGAAAACCACAAGAAAAAAAAAACAAGAGUAGCUUGGGUUGUGUUGGAGGAAGGCACAAGAAUUGCAGUUCAAAUUAGGGAAAGGUUGUAAUGUUUGAUAAUUUAUAUAAUAGCAAUUUCUCCAUUUCCAUGCCAA
Messenger RNA from Macadamia integrifolia, 1888 nucleotides. Its product is annotated as putative E3 ubiquitin-protein ligase RING1a. The transcript is spliced from 10 exons. The coding region runs from base 252 to 1616 and encodes 454 amino acids. NCBI's taxonomy places the organism in Eukaryota, Viridiplantae, Streptophyta, Magnoliopsida, Proteales, Proteaceae. The record is from RefSeq and is a predicted model, not a curated record.